AUGCCUAAAGCAGGUGAGAGGACAGGUUCAACCACUUCGGCCGACUCGGGCACAUCUGACAGGUACAUUCAGACCCUUAAAAUCCUCAACUGUGCUUUACUUCUUAUUUUUCAAUGUUUUAGCAAAGCUGGAUCAACCACAAAUUCUCCGUCAGGUUCGGUUUCUGAAACACCAAAGAAAUCAAAGAAGUCCAAGAAAAAUGCAGAGAGCAUGACCAAGGUCUACAACUCGGUGCUCAACAGUGUUUUUGGAGCUGAGAGAGAACUGGCUCAGGCUGAACUAGAUGAGUUGCAAGAGGCCUUCAAAGAGUUUGACUAUGACCAGGAUGGCUACCUGAACUACAAGGAUGUAGCCGAAUGCAUGAGGACCAUGGGAUACAUGCCCACUGAAAUGGAGCUGCUGGAGAUAGUCCAACAGAUCAAGAUGAGAAUGGGCGGUUUAAUGGACUUUGAGGACUUUGUUGAACUAAUGGGACCCAGAUUGAUGGGGGAGACUGUUGACAUGCUGGGACUCAAGGAGCUCAAGUCAGCCUUCGUACAGUUUGACCUCGAUGGGGAUGGAAGCAUCAAUCAGGAGGAGUUGAAGGAGGCACUUAAGACUCUGCUGGGAGAGAAGCUGAAGAAGGGAGAACUGGAGGAGAUGCUAAAAGAGCUGGACAUCAACGCUGAUGGCAACAUUGACUUUGAAGAGUUUGUGAUGAUGCUCUCAAUUCACUGA
This is a messenger RNA of Menidia menidia (Atlantic silverside), 717 nucleotides long. NCBI's taxonomy places the organism in Eukaryota, Metazoa, Chordata, Actinopteri, Atheriniformes, Atherinopsidae. The record is from the annotation of a GenBank genome assembly.